Messenger RNA from Nezara viridula (southern green stink bug), 1580 nucleotides. The record is from the annotation of a GenBank genome assembly. NCBI's taxonomy places the organism in Eukaryota, Metazoa, Arthropoda, Insecta, Hemiptera, Pentatomidae.
CUUACAACCUGCUUGUAGUUGUGUUGUUAUCUGUUAUCAUUUCUCUAUUUGAACAUAGAAACAUUUAUUUUAUUUUAAUAAUGAACUCUAAGAAAUUGUUCUAUUUGAAAAAUAAAUAUUAUUUAAAUUACUAAUGAAUACGUACUUUAUUUUGUUUUGAUUUAAGCCUGAAUUUAUUUAAGUUCUUUUACAAGUUAAAAAAUAAUGGGUGAAGAAGAAAUCUCAUUGAUAUAUGGUCUGGAAUUACAGGCCAGAUCCUUAGCUGUUGAAUUAGCCGAAAACGAAGUAACAAGAUUCAUGGUUGGAACUCAGACAUUGAAAACAGCGAACAAUCAGAUUCAUGUUGUCGAAAUUAAUGAUGAGACCACCGUUAUAAAUGGACAGGUUUAUAAUCAUCCUGCUGGUGAAUUAUGGCAUUUGCAUUGGUCUCCUCACGAUUCCCUGAUGUUUUCUUCAACUUUUUCUAAUGUUGAUGAUGAAACUAAUGUUUUAAAUAAAUGUGCUAUUUGGACAUUACCACAUAGUGGGCAAGAGUUAGAAGAAGUUGCUCAGUUCAAAGGAUAUGACAAUGUAAAAAUGUCAGUGUUUCAUCCGACUGAGAAAGAAAAAUUUGCAAUGGUUUGUGAGAAUAAGUUUGUAGUUUGGGAUUUAGGAAAUGGAUCCCCUAAAGAAGUAUUUGAACGAAUCGUUGAUCAGAAAGGCCAUACCAAAAUUACCGGAGGGAAGUGGAAUCCUCAAGAAAGUGGCGCCCACCUUUGCACCUUCCAGGACACCAACGUCAAAGGCUGGGACUUGAGGAGCCCUACUCCAGCAUGGUCUUUAGAUCAAGCGCAUUCGUAUUUAGUGAGAGAUGUCGAUUACAAUAGAAAUCGUUGUCAUACAUUAGCCAGCUGCGGAGACGAUUGCCUGGUGAACAUAUGGGAUCUUCGGAACGCUUCGACCAUGCUGAAGCUUACCGGCCACUCCCAUUGGGUUUGGUCUCUGCGGUAUAACCAUCUUCAGGAUGAAUUAUUGUUAUCUUCCAGCUCCGAUGCUCGAGUGAUCCUGUGGUGGGUUGGAUCCGUAGCUUCGGAACCCAAUGACAGAUACCCUGACGGAAAACUGGUUGACUUUUCCGAUCACGAAGAUUCUGUUUAUCGCCUCGAGUGGUCGAAUGUUGAUCCUUGGUUGUUUGCUGCACUCUCCUACGAUGGACGACUUUUGAUCGAUAGAGUUCCAAGAAAACACAAAUACAACAUUCUCGAUAUUUCAUGAUCUGUUGUAUGCAUUCCAUUUUUGGUAUGAAAGCAGGGAUUGUUUACCAAUUGUUAAUGACUGAGAAAUAUAUUCAAUUUGUAUCAGGUUCAAGAAGUUAUUAAAAUAAAGUUUGGAUUGUAUUAUAAAAGCCAAUAAUUGAUAUGAAUUUCGAAGUCUGUGUUAUUAACAUUUAUUUUAAAGUGAAAUAUGGCUGAACAUCUAUUUGAUGUGUUGUUAUUGUUUCAAAUAUUUUUGUGAUAUUAUAACUUUGUCAAUGUGUUUCUUAAUAUAUUGUUCAUUGUAUGAAUUUUAUCUCAGUCGUGUUCAAUCGACUGAAAAUCAGA